AUGCCCGAUAAAAGCCAGGAUCAUGAUGUCGCUGAAACCAGCGAAGAAGAGACCGAGACUCGGCAACAGUGUGUAUCUUGUACGGAAGAGUACUCACCGUCGGAUAUAGUUCAAACACAAUGCGCUCACAACUAUUGUUGCGAUUGCAUUGUUCGGCUCUUUGAAAACUCCCUUGCGAACGAAGCCUUGUUUCCUCCUCGAUGUUGCCGCUUGCCGAUUCAUGCCUCUACCACCGUCGAGGAUAUGAUAGGCAUUGAGAUGAUGAAGAGAUACAAUGAACGGAAGACCGAAAUGAGCGACUUUGAGAGGACUUACUGCUCAAUUCCAACUUGCUCUCACUAUAUCCCGCCACAGAAUGUCCGUCGUGGAGUGGGAAUCUGCGAGUUCUGUGCGGCUCGAACAUGCACUGAUUGCAAAACACAGGGGCACAGAGGUGAUUGCAACUACAAGAAUACCAUUGAUCACAGCAGCGCUUCUGACAACAAGAAAGCCACGGCUACGAACAAGGCCACGGCUACGAACAAGGCCACGGCUAAGAACAAGGCCACGGCGAUAAACAAGGCCACGGCUAAGAACAAGGCCACGGCUAAGAACAAGGCCACGGCUAAAAACAAGGCCACGGCUAAGAACAAGGCCAGGGAUGAGAACUAUGAUUUGCUUGUAAAGCUAGCGAGGAAGAAGAAGUGGCAACGAUGUUUUAAGUGCUCUAGAAUCAUAGAGCGUGUAGAUGGUUGCUGGCAUAUACGGUGGGCCGAAUGUUGUCCCCCAAUUUCAGAAUUUUGA
Messenger RNA from Penicillium digitatum Pd1, 783 nucleotides. NCBI's taxonomy places the organism in Eukaryota, Fungi, Ascomycota, Eurotiomycetes, Eurotiales, Aspergillaceae. The record is from RefSeq and is a predicted model, not a curated record.